Molecule: messenger RNA, 2157 nt
Organism: Ixodes scapularis (black-legged tick)
Lineage: Eukaryota; Metazoa; Arthropoda; Arachnida; Ixodida; Ixodidae
Product: piggyBac transposable element-derived protein 1-like
Exons: 2
Coding region: 857-1753 (298 amino acids)
Source: RefSeq, a predicted model, not a curated record
CACCAGCCCGAGGGGCGCAGCAGAGCGAGAGUUCGUGAUGGCGUCUUCCAGCUCGCACGCACGUUUUCGUCCACGCGGAAAGUAUCUGACUGAUGACGAAAUCCAGACGUUUUUGGAGCAGAGUGAUGCUGAUUUGUCGGAUUGGGAAGACUCGGAGUGGCCGGUUAACGAUGCUCAAGGCUCGGAUACAUCAGAGAAGAAAAUCGACAGUUCCGAUGACAAUGUUCGCCUAGUCGGCCAGCGAUCAGCCCAGCGGUGCUUGUGUAAAACAAAAACGCACGAAUUGUUUUGUCUCAUUAUUUUUAUUCCAUUAGUUUAGACACAUUGAAUUGAAUAUCAAAUAUUGCAUCUAUCUAAAGACGGCGUUGCGGGGUUUGUUAUCAAUAAUUAUGCCUUUAUAUUUCGUCCAGGUUCACCAGCGUGAGAACCCAAGAUGAAGAUGAUGCAGAGAAGAGCAUGGAGGAAUCAAAGUCACCGUAUACCUGUUUGUCAAGAUAUUUCCCAGGGAACUUUUUGCACGAAUGUGCACAUCAAACGAACCUGUAUUUUGUUCGAGAAAGGGCGGGUAGAUCUGCGGAGACGAAUGCAAAGGAUCUUAGGACAUUUGCAGGCAUCCGCAUGUACUUGUCGCACCUGCUGAGUGUUUACGUAAUUACGGACGCAAUGUCACGGUACAGGUUUUUCGAACAACGAAGUUACCUCCAUUUUGCGGACAGGCUGCCUGUGACAGAGGAACAGCCUCUUCCUCGUCGAGCCAGUAUUUUUUUUUCUUUCAGGAAAGCAUUGCCUUGAGUUUUUCCGUCCACGAGAGCUGUGUGUAGACGAGCAGAUCAUUCUUUACACUGGCAGGUGCCCCAUGAGCCAUUGCGUUCAAAGCAAACCCAACCCAGUUGGCCUAAAGAAUUUUGUGUUGGCAGCGUCUGAUAGUCUAGUUUUAGACUUCCCGAUUUACAUCGGGAAACGAACAGUUUCUGAAGCAGACGUGGAAGAGCUCGACCUUGGUGGAGGCGUGGUAAAAGGACUUGUUAAGACUACCAACAGAGAUGAGCCAACAUUUUUGCUCACUGACAAAUAUUUUCCAGGAGUGAAACUGACUGGAUUUCUGAUUGACAACAAGAAUUUCCUCACGGGGACCAUCAUGGCGAACCGUACCAACGGUGAGGCAGCGAGAAUUCCGAAUGACAGAUCAAUGAAGCGAGGUGAAUCACAUUGCAGAGUACGGAGCGAUGACAAGCUCUGUCAAGUUAAAUGGAAAGACAACAAGUCAGUCCUUCUAUUGUCUACUGCCUUCGGCACUGCGCCAGAGGGUACAUGCCGGAGGUGUUCAAAAGACGAAAAGAAGAGAGCCGAGGUCACACAGCCUCACAUUGUAGCCAGGUACAAUCAGCACAUGGGUGGAGUUGACCUGAUUGACCGCUAUGUUGCAUACUAUCGAAUCACUGUGCGCAGUAAAAAAUGGACGGUCCUUGUUUUUACACAAUUCCUGGACAUGGCAUGCUGCAACAGUUGGAUAGAGUACCAGAGGGACUGCGACAACGCCAUGGUUUUGAAGAAGGACAGGCUAGAUCUAUUGCACUUUAAAGCAGUUAUAGCUUAUGUGCUCGUACAAGCAGAGUCAUCCAUUUCAAGGGGGUCUCGAGAAGACGCGCAAAGCGGCGAAGAACCGACUGCAAACAAGAGAAUCAAGGUAAUUCCACUACGUCCGAAUGAAGUAAAAUGCGACAUUAAGCCGUUAGGCUUAAGUUCCAGAUGAAGUGCCGAAAUCGUUAUUGUAAGAGAAAAUUGAAGUGCACAAAGUGCCACAUUUUCAUUUGCCUACAUAACAGAAGCUGUUUCCUGGACUUUCACAAGCGUUAAGUCAUUUGACACGCAAUAAAAAAGUUUCAAAAAUAUUGCUAAAAAAUUGUCAUCUCGGGACUGAGGAGGUUAAAACAAAUGAGCAACGGUUUCGACUUCCGAGUUGGAAAGUACUAAGCACCUGGCUAAGAUUCAAAUCUAUUACAGCCUAACUUUCAGUCACAUUUUUGUUGCUGUUGUGUUGUUACUGUCAGUCACAAUUUUCGUUUUCUUGUAAAUAAUAUGUAACACAAUAAAUCAGUUUUACAGAGAAAAAGAACACGGAUGGCGAGAAUGAGAAAGAGAGAUAGAGAGAGAGGG